Molecule: messenger RNA, 1602 nt
Organism: Aureobasidium namibiae CBS 147.97
Lineage: Eukaryota; Fungi; Ascomycota; Dothideomycetes; Dothideales; Saccotheciaceae
Exons: 1
Source: RefSeq, a predicted model, not a curated record
GUAUCAUGUCUCGGUCCCAGAGGAAUACUCAUGUCAGAGAGUUACGACGAUCAGCUCCAUCCAGCACAGUUCGAAAACCACACAUAUCCACCACCUCUAAGUGGCUCGUAUGGAGCCCUCAAUCUCGACAAGUCCUGGCUCACGGCUGCCGAAAGAUACGGUCCAUAUGGUCUGGGAGAAGACGAGGAAAAUUACACCAGAAGUCGAGUAGACUGGUCCACCAUCGAUUGGGCAGACUUGCAGAACAAUUGUUCAGAGGCCAACCACCAACGACUUCCCAAUGCCCACGCUUUCGAUGACGGCCAUCCAAGGUUCACAUACCGCAAAAGGUCAUGGCAAGAGAAGUGGCUACCUUCUGUGUUCACCACUCCGAGCAUCAAUCCCAGACCGGCCACCCAGACAUUCCAUCGUUCGGCUAUCGUUGUUCGUGUGUGGUCUACGUACAACUACCAUCCAGAGGACAUGUGGAACUUGAGAUCGCUUGUCGCAGAGACUGCCCUUGCAACCGGUGGAGAAUAUGCCGUCUUUCUUCUGGUCGAUGUGAAAGAUAACGAGGCAGGCAUUCACACAAACCCAGAAGCAUAUGACCGCAUCCUCCGCGAAGCAGUUCCACCGGAAUUUCAAAAAAUUGCUGUACUUUUCGAUGACUCUCUACUGGAAAGCUGGUAUCCUGAUGUCGGCGAGCAUCUGGCCAUCAUGCAAAUCAUGCAGCCUUUGCAGAUUUUUGCUCAGUUCUAUCCCGAGUUUGAUCAUUACUGGCAGAUAGAAGUCGACUCGCGCUUCUUGGGACACACUGGAGAUAUGCUUGACAAGUUCUCGGAUUUUGCCAGGAAUGAACCGCGCAAGCAAGCUCGCGAAAGAGCAUCUUGGGCGUACAUGUCGGAUUACCAUGGCUCAUAUGACGACUUCUUCAGCACUAUCGACGAUAAGCUGAACGGAACUUCUUCUGUAUGGGGCAAUGUCGAUAUCCAUGACUUCGAUCCUAUUGGCCCCAAACCGCCUGUCAAGAAUUCUUGCGAAGAGCCCUUCUUGUGGGGAGUGGGUGAAGAGGCUGAUCUGAUCCUUCUCAACACCUUGGAAGAUGCUUCUCGCGACGAGGACUGGCUGUUCAAGGGAUGGCAAUAUGGCUUCUCCAUGGGAUCAAAGCUACCUGUGUUUGUCUCAGUCGUUGCUCAAGGCCGCGCGAGCUGGAAUUUGUUAAACGCGGUCCAUCACGCUCAAGCACAUUCAGGCAUGGCCAUCCCUUCAGAAGCCACACUACCCAGCUUUGCUCUCUGGCACGGCCUUAAGAUCAGUGGUAUACCUCUUCCGGUGUAUCAGUGGCCUGGACGUGACCGCCAUGAGAUGGAGUUUGCUCUUAAUGGAGGCGGUCUGAACGCCUUCCCUGAUGGUAUUGCCAACGGUCCUGCACGAUACCGCGGCAGUUCGAUGGGUUUCUUCACCAAUGGUAUGAGUUGGCAGUGGUGGACGACUUUGCCCGAAGAUUUGGCGAAUCCUUGGUAUAUCAACGAGGUCGACAACCCGAUUUUGCCGGAUAUGUUGUUGAAUGAAGGCGGUAACCUAUACGCUCCCAAUUUGCUUAUUCAUCCAAGGAAGACGAAC